UAAAAGGCCCAACAGCCUGGGCCAUAAAUACGUAUCGCACGCGUAUAGUUAUGGUAUAAUCUUAAGAGAGAAGAAAGAAAGUGAGAAGGGAGAAGGAAGGUAUAGUAUAGAAGAACGAAACGUAUUAUCUUGCACUGCAUUGGAUCGCAUCGCUGGAACGGAACACAAUAGAACUCUUAUUUAUUUAAUUUGACUAUCUCUCUUAUUUUCUCUCUCCUUAAUUACUUCUUGAUCAUCAUCUUCAUCAUCUUCUCUUCUAUUCUCUUCUUUUCCUCUCUCUGUUUUCUUUCACAACAAUUCUCCUUCCAGAUUCCAACCUUAACUGUUCGCAAUGUCUUACGCAUACCUUUUCAAAUACAUCAUCAUCGGGGACACUGGAGUUGGAAAGUCCUGUCUUCUACUUCAAUUCACGGACAAGCGCUUUCAACCUGUCCAUGACUUGACCAUCGGUGUUGAAUUUGGUGCCCGGAUGAUCACAAUUGAUAACAAACCAAUCAAGUUGCAAAUAUGGGAUACGGCUGGUCAAGAAUCAUUCAGAUCUAUCACUAGGUCGUAUUAUAGAGGUGCUGCUGGUGCACUGCUUGUUUAUGAUAUAACCAGGAGAGAGACAUUUAAUCACUUGGCUAGCUGGUUGGAAGAUGCAAGGCAGCAUGCAAAUGCAAAUAUGACAAUUAUGCUGAUUGGUAACAAGUGUGAUCUUGCUCAUAGACGGGCAGUAAGCACUGAGGAAGGCGAGCAAUUUGCAAAGGAGCAUGGGUUGAUAUUCAUGGAGGCCUCAGCAAAAACUGCUCAGAAUGUUGAAGAGGCAUUCAUAAAAACAGCUGCAACCAUAUACAAGAAGAUUCAGGAUGGAGUUUUUGAUGUAUCAAAUGAGGUUAGUUUCUUUCUCUCCAGCUUUAUGUCAUUCUUUACCUUGGCUGUUUAUCACUUUCAUAUCAAAUUCUCAGUAAUGGAAUAUGAAGAGCCAGUCGGGUAUUUAAUUAUUGUCUAUCUUGUGUUUUUACAAUCUGCGAAUGCAUUUGGGGGAAACUAUCUAAAACGAAAAAAAUUCUUUGAUUGAAAGAGGAAAUACUUACGACACUGAAAUUUUUGUGUGGUUUCAGUCUUAUGGAAUUAAAGUAGGAUAUGGUGGAAUUCCUGGACCUUCUGGAGGUAGGGACGGCCCUUCUGCUGCGGCUGGAGGCUGCUGCAGUUGAAUGGAACAUAUCAGAACCAAUUUGCAUCAAUAUAGUCCUUUAUGUAUUCUCUUCUUUUCUAUAUUUUGGGUUUGGAUAUGAUGAUUAAAUGUUCUGUCCAUUGAUAAAAUCAGAUAAUUGUAUAAUGUUUUCUUUUUAA
Molecule: messenger RNA, 1335 nt
Organism: Vigna angularis (adzuki bean)
Lineage: Eukaryota; Viridiplantae; Streptophyta; Magnoliopsida; Fabales; Fabaceae
Product: ras-related protein RABB1c
Exons: 5
Coding region: 332-1060 (242 amino acids)
Cellular component (GO): Golgi apparatus
Molecular function (GO): GTPase activity; GTP binding
Source: RefSeq, a predicted model, not a curated record